AUGGGUUUCGUAGCACGCUUCGGUUUGAUCGCGUUAGGUAUCCUUAUCGCCUUUGGGAAUAAGUUGUACGAGGAACUCACCGUAACGCCACGUGUUCCAAAUAAUAUCGAGUUCUAUGAAAACUGGGGUCCCGAAGGCAGUGAUCCUUACGGUGAUAGUUUGGAUUUAGUGCCGUUUAACAUUUCGAUUUCGCAAGAUGUGAUCGAACGGCUGCGUGAACAGCUGUACGAAGGAUCGUCUUCAGCGGAAGGACUCGAGCAAACUGCGCUCCAGUACGGAUUCGACAGCAAACGGUUACAGGAAAUCGUGCAGUAUUGGCGAUCGGAUUAUUUGGACCACUGGGACGAGAGGGAAGCGUAUUUGAAUAAAUUCGAGCAUUUCAAGACCAAAAUACAAGGUCUGGAUAUUCACUUUAUUCGAGACAAAUCGAAAACGGUUGUCAAUCCAAAGCGGAUUGUCCCGUUGUUGCUGCUUCACGGUUGGCCCGGCUCCGUGCGGGAGUUUUACGAUAUUAUUCCACUGCUGAGCAACCGUACGAGCGAUAAGGAGUAUGUGUUCGAUGUGAUUGUGCCAAGUUUUCCUGGGUAUGGGUGGUCCGAAGGGACCUCCAGACCUGGUCUAAGUGCAUCCAAAGUGGCGGUAAUCAUGAAGAACCUAAUGGCUCGUUUAGGAUACAAACGAUUUUACGUGCAGGGUGGAGAUUGGGGCGCCAUCAUUGCAAAUCUAAUGGCGGUUCUCUUUGAGAAGGACAUUCUGGGUGUUCAUCUUAAUAUGUGUAUGGGAAGCGGAAGUCCUGUGACUGUCGCCAAAAUGAUUGGUUCACAUCUCGCACCGGGAUACUUCAUUGACCAACAGCACGUGGACUUUUACCGUCCGAUCUGGGCAAGGAUUGCAGAGUUGGUUCUCCAGGGUGGAUACAUGCACCUACAGGCCACGAAACCGGACCUCAUCGGUACUGCUCUGGAAAGCAAUCCGGUCGGACUAGCGGCUUAUAUCCUCGGAAAGAUCGCCACCUGGACUGACCCAUCUUAUCAAGAGGUUAAGGAUGGUGGACUUGAAAAGUACUACUCAAUAGAUGCCCUGCUCGAUAACGUGAUGAUUUACUACCUAACAAACAGCAUCACGACCUCGCAGCGACUCUACACCGAAACCUUCGAUGCGACCGAACUCGCUAGGCAAUACGAAUAUAUUCCCACCAAUGCUCCUGCGGCUUGUGCCAAAUUUAGACAUGAAAUAUUCCAUUAUCCCAAUUGGAUAUUGCGGGAACAUUUUACAAACUUGAUGCAAUCCAACCACUACGAAGAAGGUGGACACUUUGCAGCGAUGCAGCUUCCGGAAGUGCUGUAUAAGGACAUCGUUCAGUUCGUGAACCAAUUGUACGUACGAUAG
Anopheles nili is the source of this 1389-nucleotide messenger RNA. Its product is annotated as juvenile hormone epoxide hydrolase 1-like. Lineage: Eukaryota; Metazoa; Arthropoda; Insecta; Diptera; Culicidae. Bases 1 to 1389 code for a protein of 462 amino acids. Gene Ontology annotation, molecular function: epoxide hydrolase activity. Gene Ontology annotation, biological process: epoxide metabolic process. The transcript is spliced from 2 exons. The record is from RefSeq and is a predicted model, not a curated record.